Pieris napi is the source of this 1776-nucleotide messenger RNA. RefSeq lists its product as uncharacterized. Bases 582 to 1394 code for a protein of 270 amino acids. The record is from RefSeq and is a predicted model, not a curated record. The transcript is spliced from 2 exons. Lineage: Eukaryota; Metazoa; Arthropoda; Insecta; Lepidoptera; Pieridae.
CAUUGAUAUUUUCUCGGCUAUUUUUCUAUUAAUCAUCAGCCUAACAUGUCCUGCAUAUUGAUUAAAAAUAACUAAAGUCCACAGUUAGAAGUGGACGAUAACUAAACAAACAGAGAUAAGUAUUGAUAAAUAAUUCACUUUCUAAAAUGUAUUUGUCAUCUACACUUGUAUUAUUAUUGAGUCAAAAAUGUAAUAAAUUGUGUUAAUAUAGAAUUGAUGGUUAUAGAUAGUAAUUGAGAUAUCUAUCUAGACACUUUUGUGGCUAAGUUUAUAAUACAUAAGGUGUUGAAGAAUUAAUUAAUUUAAUACGUGGGUUAGCGUUCGUUGGUCCAAUUUUGACGCGAUCUAUAUCACAAAAGUAGUACCUACGCCCAAUCAUUAAUAUUGCAUAAAGCUCUUCCCCUGUUUGCACAUGCGCAGUAGUAGCUUUUUUCCAUACAAAACAAACGACAGACGUGUUUCACUAAAGAAAAUUACAAAUAUCAAACAGCUAAGCAAAACUGAAAUUAUUAGUAUUGAUAUAACCAUUCGUGAAUUCUAAUGGAAAGUGCAAACCAAAACAAACAGAACACAAUGUAAACAUGAGUGAGCAUAAGAUAUUGUUUUGUAUUUUCUUUCUUAUUAUUUACUGCUUCUACAAUGUUAACAUGUGGUUUACGGCUAUGAACAAUCAUGUUGAAGAAACAAAGAUCGAGCCGGUCGAUAAACAGCCGAAAAUAAAACGAAGUUUUUCAGUGAAAAUCCCAAGGCACAAUACAAUUCCAUUGUUCAUGAAAGACGCAUGCAGCGUUUUGGACAUCUUCACCAAACCGGAUAUACACAGGAAACCACAUAAAAACAAAAUGGACUACGAUAAUGGUAUAUCUACAAUCGGUAUAACCGUGUUUCUUGUGAUACUUGUUUUGACCGCAGCUAUGGAUGCAUUUAGAGAAAAAUCAGAGAUGAAAGAGAAAGAAAACACAGAAGGUAGACGGCAGUCCCUCGCAGAGUUUGCCAAUAAAAAGCCAUUGCGACGUGAGUCUAGUAGAUUCGGUUUUCAAUUGUUUCAAAUUUCUGAAACAGAAACGAAAACAGAAGAGAAUCAAACUCGCAAAACAAGACCAUACUUAAGAGGAGAUUCGAUAAAUUCUUAUCUAAGUGACAAGAAGACUAAAUCAGAAACUGCCCCAGCAUCAAUUGGAGAUACAAAUGAACCUAAACUAUUAAAACGUCAAUCUAUCGCUAGACUCAUUGGAGCGCGGCCAAUUCCAAUGGUACGCCGUUCAUCCUUCCCAGUUCUUCCCUUGAACCCCGAAGUCCAUGCGCUGAUGCACCCCAAUCGACAGUCAUCAUUUGACAGCGACGAUGAAGGAGACGGAAAGUGUCGAAGAGUCAGAAUUAUUCGCCGAUACUAAAUUAACAAUUGUAUUAUUAUUUAUGAACAUUUCAAAUUUUAGUCGGUGUCAUACGCUUACUUGUUUAAGAAAAUAAUUUUAAGCUAAGCUAGGAGAAUCGUCAGAGACUCUUACCUAUAACAUCUAAGCCAUUCUUUGCCCCGAUUAAAACACCCUGCUGUCUCAUCAAAGCGUAAACAACACGACGGAAAAAGCACUUAAGUUAAUAGAAUGAAAUUUGUUUAAGUUUUUAUGAAUAAAGUGGUAUGUGAAGAUCGUGUCCUGACUUACGAAACUAAAGUCAGUAAGAAAUUAUAACAAAACUGAUAAAAUUAUUUUUCAAACAGAUUAUCUUUUAAUGUGAAUUCGGUCGUAGGAUAUACGGCUUUCUCAAUAAAUACAA